AUGUCCGCCGUCCUCGCCGCCGAUCGCGGGCGAGCGAUGAUGAAGAUCUACCACGGCUCAUCCAUCGCGCUCGCCGCGUUGACGCCCACGGCGAUGGCGAUCGAGGGUGGGAGCGCGCCGAUCGACCUCGCGCUCGGCGUGGCGCUGCCGGUGCACUCGCACAUCGCGUUGAACUUUAUAAUCUCCGAUUACGUCCCGAAGAGUGCGAGAGGAGCGACGCGCGCGGCGACGUUGGCGCUCACGGCGGCGACGGCGAUCGGGUUGUUCAGACUGAACGCGCAGGGCGAGGGGAUCACGCGGACGGCCAAGUCGCUGUGGCGCGCGUAA
Ostreococcus tauri is the source of this 327-nucleotide messenger RNA. Its product is annotated as Succinate dehydrogenase [ubiquinone] cytochrome b small subunit, CybS. The record is from RefSeq and is a predicted model, not a curated record. Gene Ontology annotation, biological process: tricarboxylic acid cycle; mitochondrial electron transport, succinate to ubiquinone. Lineage: Eukaryota; Viridiplantae; Chlorophyta; Mamiellophyceae; Mamiellales; Bathycoccaceae. The transcript has a single exon. Gene Ontology annotation, molecular function: ubiquinone binding; heme binding. The coding region runs from base 1 to 327 and encodes 108 amino acids. Gene Ontology annotation, cellular component: membrane; mitochondrial envelope.